This is a messenger RNA of Oikopleura dioica, 630 nucleotides long. Lineage: Eukaryota; Metazoa; Chordata; Appendicularia; Copelata; Oikopleuridae. The record is from the annotation of a GenBank genome assembly.
AUGAGGACAGUUUUUCUUUUGAUCGCUCAACCGCAUCAAGCUCUUGCCGAGCACGAUAAUGGCUAUUUACGAGAGAUCGCGAGACAACAAAAUAUCGGCUACCAUGCUCGACCCGUCCAAGCGAGCUAUUCAUUGUCAUCCUCCUCAAACAUCAACAGUUUUCGCCAAAGGUCAGCUGUUGUUCCGCGGAGUGAUGAUGACUUCGGAGCGUAUGAUUACUACUAUGCUGGUUUACAGGAUGAAACUUCCGAUAUAGCAAUUAAAAAAGUGUCCCGGAUCGCUGGACAAGCACGAGACUGGAUCGAAAACAACGUCCAAAGCGACUACAUAAAGCGCGGAAAAUUGGAUCGCGCGAUCAAAAAGGUUGAAGACAAACUGCUCAAAACGUUGAGCCGCCCCUGUGCAAAAGAUGAACUCACUCAGGAGGAAAGUUUGGCGUUGCAGUCUACCUUUUUGAGUGCGAAAAGGUCCACUGCGCCGUUGGAUGAGAUUUUAAGGUUUACUACGAUUUGGCGAAAGAUGGCCACAACGUACCUUGUCGACUGUCCAAGAAUGGAAAAACUCAAAAACAAAAUUUUCAAGUUUCAGAAGCAAUUCGUCAAUCAUUUGGACAAAUCCAAAAAAGACUAA